AUGGUUGCUGAUGGCCGAGAGCCGAUUUUCGACCGCAGAAUAAAGGGCCAAGUCACCGAGUGGCAUGGCUCCUACGGCUGGGUCUCGGCACUGGAGGACAUUGGCCCCUACUACAAUGGCCGGCUAUAUCUUCACCGCAAAGAUCUCAGGCCCGGCACCGAGCCGGAGCUGGGGCGUGAGCUGGACUUCAUGCUCUACCGGGACCCCAAGGGCCUCGGCUGCGCCGAUGCCGCGGCGUUCGACGCGGAGGCGGAGGAGGCGGGAGCCGCUGUGAAGGAGGAGGAGUCGCUGCCGCAGGGAUGGAAGAGAGUGUGGAGCGAGGAGCACAGGGAGUGGUACUUCUGGAACAAUGCCAACAAGGAGUCCAGAUGGACAAGGCCUUCGGAGCCUCCGGAGGAAGCCUUGCCGGAGGGCUGGCAGAAGGUUCUCGAUGUCGAGACAGGCCAGCACUACUACUGGCACCAGCCAACAAGAGUGUCCAGCUGGGAGCCGCCAGAAGCGCCAUCUGAGGCCAAGGCGACCAGCGACGCAGGCGAGCGGUCGGCCAAGCACGCCCGGGUUGCUAACCCUGUGGCGCAGCUGGUGAAGCAGUGGGGGCAGCAGGACGCGGCAGAGUCCGACAUGCCAGAGACUGCGCCAGAGGCGGAGGAGGCGCGAGACAUCCAUCGAAGGAUCCCGAAGCGCCGCUGCCGCCGGGAUGGGAGCAGCACUGGUCAGAGGAGCAUGGCUCCUUUUACUACUGGCAUCGGCCGACAAAGCAGUCCUCUUGGGAGCGGCCCACCUUGA
Molecule: messenger RNA, 786 nt
Organism: Effrenium voratum
Lineage: Eukaryota; Dinophyceae; Suessiales; Symbiodiniaceae
Source: the annotation of a GenBank genome assembly